GAACCGAACCUUCCCUUUCUUUAACAACCCUGAAGAGUCUGUAAAAUGUUUCAACCAUCUGGGAUUCUCUCUCUCUCAAUGAAUUGAUUUUUGUUUUGUUUUGAAAAGUAUUGAUUUUUAGAAAGAAUUUUUAAUUAAAUUAGAAUUAGUUAAUUAUAGAACAAUGUGGAGUGGUAUUAUUCGACAAUGGUUAAGUUAUAACGAUUGAGAGGGACCAAUACUGGAACUUUUCAAAAGCACCAUGCCAACGUGCCCCCAGUAUUGUUCACAAUGGGCUAGAAUUUACGUGAAGUAUUGUCUCUGCAGUAUGAAAGAUGGGGUUUCUUUAACUUUAGGUGUGAUUAGUGUUUUGAGUUGGGGAGUUGCUGAGAUACCUCAAAUCAUCACAAACUAUAAGGAGAAAUCCACUGAAGGACUUUCCCUUGCUUUCUUGUUGACAUGGAUUAUAGGGGAUCUUUUCAAUGUUUUUGGCUGUAUGUUGGAACCAGCUACUCUUCCAACCCAAUACUACAUGGCAGUGUUGUAUACAAUUACUACCUCAGUUCUGACAGCACAAACUAUUUACUAUGGUCACAUCUAUCAUCGACUGAAACGUAACAGACGAUGCAUCAAGGCCACCGUCUCUAGUCAGACUGAAGAGGCUGGAAGAAUUAGACAAGGAAAUAGUGAUGCUGGAGCACAAGUCAACAAUGCUGGUAAACAAAGAAAUGAAACUGCCUCUCCUGAUGGCGCAAAUGGUUCGAGUUCACCGAUUCCUUUUCCAACACUUUUUCAAAAAAGUUCCCCUGGAAGAGAGCUAUACUACAUGUCAGCAAGAUCUCUUUCAAGCAGCCAUACUCCCGCAGUAGGAUCCUUUUUAGCACAAAGAGUGGCUUCUCCAUCAUUUUCGAUGAGGAAUUCGAUUGAAGAUCCACUGCUUGGUGGAGAUGCAACCACACAAUCUGCACCGAAUUUGAACACCAAAACCAUGCUAUGUGUGGUGUCUGUAGUCACACUCUUAGGAACACUUAAUCUUCAUCAAUCAGCAAACAACAGGCUUGCCAGAGCCUUUGAAAAUAAACAUCAAGGAUUUGUGAUUCAAGUAGGACGGAAGAUCUUGCAGGCGAGUAGCAGAAUGUCACAUGAAAAUUAUAGUGAGGGAAGUGGAAUUGGAACGUUCCUUGGUUGGUCGAUGGCAGCUAUUUACAUGGGUGGACGGCUUCCUCAAAUUUUCCUAAAUAUCAAGAGGGGCAACGUUGAGGGGCUUAAUCCAUUAAUGUUCGUCUUCGCUUUGAUUGGGAAUAUCACAUAUGUAGCAAGCAUACUAGUCGAUAGCGUGGCAUGGUCAAAGAUCAGCGCAAACCUGCCAUGGCUGGUGGAUGCAGGAGGUUGUGUGCUGCUUGACACUUGCAUACUGCUUCAAUUCGCCUACUUUCGCCACCGGAGGCGCCAGUUACUGGAGAACAAACUACUGAACUGUAAUUCAGCUUAGAUGGUGACGACGCAUGUUGACUGAUCUUUCAUUGAUCGGUUCAGACACUUCAUGGAUCCAUGGCAUCCGAACAUUCAUCAUAGCUGCCCAUCAAACUUGAUCAGACACAAGCCUUGCUGCCAAUGGCCAUAUUGUGAAGAUAACAAAUCUUCAUUUGGAUUUUGUUGAAUGAGCCAAGUGAUAGCGGUUUUGAUAGUUAUUUACCAUCUGGGCUUCCAUGGCAGAUGACCACCAAUUCCAUUUUUGUACUUCACCUCCAAUCUAGUCCAUUCCUUUAAAUGUAUUUAUGAGGCCGGACGUCUCAAAAAACACCAAAUUUAUCAUGAGAAUUUAAACGUUGCUACGUAGAAAACUUGUUGGUACAAUUUGAAAAUGUUUUUGUGCA
Populus trichocarpa (black cottonwood) is the source of this 1856-nucleotide messenger RNA. RefSeq lists its product as uncharacterized. The transcript is spliced from 14 exons. The coding region runs from base 242 to 1471 and encodes 409 amino acids. The record is from RefSeq and is a predicted model, not a curated record. NCBI's taxonomy places the organism in Eukaryota, Viridiplantae, Streptophyta, Magnoliopsida, Malpighiales, Salicaceae.